GCGUCACAGCGAGUCGGAGGCUCCUGAUUGGCUGGACGGCGGGGCGGAAGUGCGUCGCGUAUCCCAGCUGGGCAGAAAAACAAAAACAAGGCAAGCUCCAACUGCACCAUGAUGGAUGAGCUCGUGCAGGACCUGGUGUCUGCUCUGGAGCAGACCUCAGAGAAAAAACAGCUGGGGGAUCUGUGGGAGGAAAUGGUCCUGAGUCCGCUGCACCGGCGCCGGCAGAUCCGCCGCCGCAGAGGCCGCAAGCGCUACCGCGAACCUUCCCUCUACCCGCUGCAGCACAGACGAUGCUGGAUCGAAGCCUCCGAGUCCAGUUUGGACGAGACCAAAGGAUACAGGGAGAACUCGUCCUCGGCGAUCGCCACCGCCGCCGCCGUGGCCAACUCGGACUCGGACGACGUGACUUCGACCAGCCGAUGGCGCUCCGUGGCGAGAGGCCCCGUCAGGACUAGGCAGCCCUCCUGGCCAGAGUCCGACUCGUUCACAGAGAAUAACGCGGGGCGUCACCUCAGGAGGCGGAGGAAGGUCAAACGCAUGAGCUCAGACAUCGCGGUGAGGCUGCAGCAGAAGUUAAAGGUCUCCGGCGUGGACAGGAAACGCAGACACAGGCCGUCUCGAAUGCAGCAUCUCCCGGGACCGAAGAACAGGUCCGCCGGCCUCGUGGGAGCCGACCGGCCGGCAGAAGGAGCCCGGAUGAUGGGAAAGGAGUGCUGGAAGAGAAGGGUGGUCAAGGACCACAGAGAUGCUGCUGAUGAAAACAUGUCCGAGGGGGAAACCAGCAGCACGUGCAGCAGUGACCCCGGUCUGUUCACCAACGACGAGGGAAGACAAGGCGAUGACGAGCAAAGCGACUGGUUCUUCGAGGGCGACUGUGGCGUGGGGAAGGCUGUGGCCGGCCUGCUGCCCAGCUGGGAGUCGGACAACCAGCUUCCCCUCGAGGACAACCGGCCCUCGCCUACCUUCUUGCAACCAGCACGGCCCUCUCAGAGAGGGUAUCGGUGUCAUUCCCCUCGAAGGCCGGGCUCUGCCGCCUGCUGCGUCAGGAAGGACAGGAGGCGGCUCCCCAGCAAGGGCAGCGGCGUGUUUGUAGAGAGACUGCGGCACUUCUCGCAAGAUCCUUACCAGAGAGAUUUUUGGCUGCCUUCUGUCGGAAAAAGAGACCGAAGCCAGUUGAGCCCUUUGUGCCCAUUACCAGUGUGUCCUCUUGACGUGAUGCCAGAGAGCUCCCAUCUCCGAUGUUCCACCUCAAACUGCAGAAACAGGCAGACUAAUGUCUCCCGUGCCUAUCAGCCCUGCAGUGACAUCAGGAGGAGGAGGACAACGGAAGCUGUGUCCGUCACAACAUCAGCCAGCAGCACGUUGCACAAGGAUCACCCGGAGAGGAGAGGCUCAUGGAGGCAGUAACACCUCAACCCCCGAGGCUCCGGGACCAAGUGCACCAGGUUCACUGAGUUUAUCUUUCCUCCAGAGGGACCACCAGGAACCUGAAUAGGGCCGGACGAGAACACCUAAGUGACGAAGGGAGAAAGCUAUUGUGCCAGAGAAUUUAAAAGGCCAAAACGCCUCUCGCUGCACAAACUUUAUAACAACCCGCCCCUCCACAAAGCACAUCAUUACUCCUCAAAUCAGCAUGUUACUGCUAAAUCCAGUCUUUCCAGUAGUAUAAUAAGCAUGACAAAUGUUAAUGCAAUCAAGCCUUGUUAAGCCCUCCGCCAUCUCCUCAAAGCGGCUUCAAGAGGCUCCUUGUUUUAACUCGAGACUGGACGGCUCCUCCCGUUUCCACACACACAGUCUCCAGGCCACCUGCCCCCACACGAUCCAACAAUUACGCGGCGCGGCGCUUGUCAGCGGGAACGCCGGGGGUGGGACCCCGCGAAGCGCGUGCAGCACCAGAGCGCCGCCAUGUUUAGCCGCCGCGCGCAGCUACGGGGGGCUCAAGAGAGCCGCACAAAAGCACGGGCCUCCUAUUAGCGUGGCAUUGAAAACGCUCCGGUUCUUACAAAGGUGCUCAUUAGCACCACACACACCUCUGUUCCCUUCAGCCCACCGUCCAUAUUCAAACCGCCCGACUAAAUGUGUUUUAAGUUCAAGGCCGGCUGGAAAUGCGUUUUUGAACGGGUGUUUUUCAGUCGCGGUGGAUGAGCUGCUGUUGGAGACGGGAUACAAUGCGUCUUCACCCACCCUGGGGGGGGGUGGACAUUUCCCCGCCUCCCUCGGCAUCAGAUGCAUUAGAAGAUCAAUGGCAGCAUAUAGUGGGAUGAAACACAACACUUCUCGCCAAGCUGGUAAACACGCAGUAUAUUUCGAUUUUUUCUUUUUUAGGAAUCAGGUGAAGUACAUUCAGUUUAACCUAAAACACAUUUUAAAUAAUACACAGGCAUACUCAUACACAGUGUGUGUGUCCUGAAAACUUUGACAAAUGCCUACAAUCUUUAUUUGAAAUCGUCCCUGCACCAAAGAACAUAUAUAUAUUUUUUAAUAAUAAUUACAAAAAAGUGAAAUGAGCCGAAUUAACAUCAGCUACAUCCUCCGUGUCUUUAAAGCCUUAUCGAAGAGAAGAAUCGCAUUUAGUAGAAUGAGAUUUCCCAAUUAACGUGAGUUAUACGUCCGCAAUAAUCCAUCUGAGAAAGCUUUAUGUGAUCAUGUUGGCCAGGGAUGACAUUUAUAAAUGCUGUGUGUGCACACUCACCCAAAUGGACGCCUCACACACCAGAUCCUGCCUAGGGGAAUCAAGCGAACCCCCCCCCCCCCCAACCCACCCAACACGGCACCGCAUGGUCCCCUCGCUGCAGCUUGACCAAGGAGCCCAGCGGCACCUUGGGCUCUUCCCACACAAGGGACACGUGCUCCACACUGAAUAAAUUGAUAGUUGAAAUAAAGAAAAAAGAAGCCUUUGAUGAAUACAUUGGUCGCUUCUUUAAGACGUGCCCCCCCCCCCCCCCCCGGACACGGUGACAAGUAUUGACUGCAGUGUUUUACGGAGAGGCUCCUUGGCUGUUUGCUCUAUCCGUCAGUGUGUUGUUCUGGUACCGAGGCGUCGACUGUCAGCCACGACGCAUCAGUUGAGAUACAGAAACGCCCUUUCCUCUCCGGCCAUUAGCACUCACCCUGAUGCCGUCUCAGGCAGACUGCGUACCCCAAAGCGUGUUUCCGAUGUGCCAGGAAGUGGGGGAAUGGCUUCCGUGCAGCCAGUCAAUUGCCCUGUUACAGUUAAGGAAUCCAGCAGGCUGGUCCCACUCAUAUUUCAUCCCAGGUAAAGAUUAGCUGUCAGGCCCACGGGAGAUGUAUUGAUCUGUUUUCCUUUUUCCGCCAGCAAUCACCUGACAAAGGCACCUAGGAGGCGAGUGAGUGAGUGAUGCCCGGUCGGUCCGCUUCGGCGUAGCGGCUGCUAGUGUCCACCGAUGGGUGGAGAGGUGUUGAGGAGGAGAGAUAAUGCAGUCAUAAACUCUGUUUGAACCUCCUCCGUAUGCCCCCCCCGCCCGGGUCACAGGUCAGUGGGGGAAUUUGCGUUUUCAAAGUGGCGUUUUUUGUCUUUCUUUUUAGCUUGUAGUGGCGAAUAACAAAAACGCACGCAAAAGAGGCUCUCUGGUUCCCGCUGACAAACGCUCGUUGCGGGUUAAAAAAGUCAUGCGGUUUGAUCUGAACUUCCUUCUCGCAAUGAAAUCCAAGCUGCAUUAGUGAUCAAUUUAUUAAUCAUUCUCUGGUGUUUUUUGGCAGCUGAAAGUAUUUAUGUAUUUGCCUUGUGCCGUGGAAUGUCAGACCUGAUAUUAUCUAUGAAUCCGUGUAUCGCACUGUGUAAAAUGUGUAUUAUUUAUGAAGUGAUGCAUAAUUACAGGUCCAUUAAUUGAGGAUUUAGGCAUGAUGACAUUAACUUCAUUACAUCAAUUUCAUGAUAGAUAGUAGUGUAGAUAUGUCUCUAAUUUUUCACUUGUCGUAUUUUUUAAAUGUCAUUUACAUGGAUUUAAAAAGAUCUCCCUGAUUUCAGGGCUCUGAGGCAGCUAUCCAUAUUUGAUACGUAGUACAAAAAGCAUCUUAUCUCGUAGGCUGUUAUCUUUGUAUUUAAUAGCAAUGGAGGUCUGCGUAAUUGCUUCGCAAAUGAUCUGAAGAGGAUUAAUCCUGCUGUGUGUCGCCAGAUGUGAGAGAGACGUUACAAUGGCAACAUUCAAUCAAACCUGCAGUGCAGUGUUUAAGCAGCAGCUUUUCUAUGGCGGUGUUGUGUCCAAAUAAGCGUCACUCUGCUUUUGAAUAAACUGUGUAUGAAUGUUAUUAUGGGUUAAAAGCUGUAUUAAGAAGUAGUAGUUCUACACGUGUCAUUUAUGUAUUCAAAAUGAUAUAAAUGGGAUUUAAAACGA
Messenger RNA from Gasterosteus aculeatus aculeatus (three-spined stickleback), 4355 nucleotides. Its product is annotated as G patch domain-containing protein 2-like. Lineage: Eukaryota; Metazoa; Chordata; Actinopteri; Perciformes; Gasterosteidae. The record is from RefSeq and is a predicted model, not a curated record.